Salmo salar (Atlantic salmon) is the source of this 1254-nucleotide messenger RNA. Its product is annotated as biorientation of chromosomes in cell division 1. The record is from RefSeq and is a predicted model, not a curated record. NCBI's taxonomy places the organism in Eukaryota, Metazoa, Chordata, Actinopteri, Salmoniformes, Salmonidae.
CUGUCUAAAGAGCAAUGAGGAGGGACUUCCGUAUUGCAAAGCAUUUUGGUACUUGUGUACACUUCCAAAUCAUUAUUCCACAUAACUAGCUAGUUUGUAGUUUUAGACCCACGAGCAGUUCUUUUGUGUCGUUUCUUCAAUUGAUAUCGAUAGUGUUACACUGGUUUAUAAACAACGCUGAAAUUAAACAAACAUCGGUAUGGCGGAGGGUGCCAGCGGUAACGCGGUGAAUCUUCCUCCCGGAGAUCCUCAGCUAAUCGGUCUCAUCGUGGAACAUCUCAAGAACCGAGGCUUGUUCGACGAGUUCCGCAGAGAUUGCCUGGCAGAUGUGGAUACAAAGCCUGCCUACCAGAAUCUGCGACAAAAAGUUGACAACUUUGUAUCCACUCAUUUGAGCACUCAAGAAUGGAACCCAUCAAUCAACAAAAACCAAGUGCGAAAUGGGCUAAGACAAAGCGUCGUGCAGUCAGGCAUGCUGGAGUCUGGAGUGGACAGAAUCAUCACCCAGGUGGUGGAUCCCAAGCUUAACCACACUUUCAGGCCCCACAUUGAGGAUGCCAUUCAUGACUUCCUGUCUGCUGAGAAGGAGGAGGGUUCAUCCAACACUCAAUCAGAGACUGAGCAACAAGAGGCUCCAAGCCACACUGGACCCAAAACGCCAUGAGGUACAGAGAAAUGUUUUCUGCUAAAGGUAGACAUUUUCUAGUGCUCCAUCAGGCUGGAUGGACAAGGACCUACUGUCUAGUAAUCAUGGAGCAAGAGGUUUGCACGACUCUUAGUCUUUCUUCAUGUGGAGAAACCAGCCGUGGAUAUUAGCUGUCAAUGCUAACAGCUACCAAAUAAUGCCCAUAACAAGUCAAAGGUAGAAUUGUGCAAAUGACACUGGGUAUAGCACCCUCAAACUCAACUCUGGACCUCGAAGCCAGUUCCAUUGCAUUUUUUCAUUGUUCCCCUUUAAUCAGGGACUGAUUUUGACCUGAGACACCAGGUUGUGUGCAAUUCAUUAUCAGGUAGAAGAAAACCUGCAGGCAACGGACCUCGUAGGCUAAGAGUUGAGUACCCCUGGUAUAGCACAUGGAAUUUUGUUUGUGGUUAUUGAAUUAAAGAGAAGGGUAACUUUUUUUUUUUUCUUCUUAAGGAGCAGGAAGUAGCCAUUGUAAUGUUGGCUUACAGAUUUUGUCCCUCAGUUUGACACUUUUUGGUGAAUAUUGUAAAUGUCAUUCACCAAUAAAUGAAUGAUUUGGUAGAAAUGUG